UUGUUGCUAUCACAAUCACUUCAGCUGAGUUUCUUUCACAACUAUAGCAGAAACAUGUCUCACUCUUUGUGGACGAGUUUCUUUCUCUGUAUGCUGGGGAUAGUUUCCCAAGUGAAGACAGACAUUAUUCACUAUUAUAUCGCAGCCGAAGAAAUUAUCUGGGAUUAUGCACCGAGUGGAAACGAUUUGGUCACUGGGGAAGAAGACUACAAAACAUUCUUGGAGAGUUCUCCAACCAGGAUUGGACGUAAAUACAAGAAAGCCAUCUAUAAGCAAUAUACAAACUUCACAUUUACUCAAGAAAUACCAAAACAUGAAUCACUUGGUCUUAUGGGACCUAUUCUAAGUGGAUCUGUUGGACAAACACUCCAUGUCCAUUUCUUUAACAAUGCCAGUCGACCUUAUAGCAUUCACCCACAUGGUCUUUUCUACACAAAGGGGAAUGAAGGAGCAUUAUACAGAGAUUUGUCAAACGCAUCUGAAAAGGCUGAUGAUAAGGUUCUACCUCAAACUACCUUCAAUUAUACUUGGAUAAUUGAACCCUUUGAUGGCCCAACCGAGGAUGAUGCUGAUUGUCUCCCUUGGAUGUAUCACUCUCACAUUGAACCAGUUAUGGACAUGAAUGCUGGCCUUAUGGGAAUGUUGAUUCUCUGUAAAAAAGAUAAAACAUACAAUCCCGAAAACACCCAGCAUUUGUUGAUGAAAGUUAUGGACGAGAAUUUAAGCUGGUACCUUGAUGAUAACAUUAAGAUGUUUCUAACUGGAAAGGUUGAUCCAGAAGAUGAAGAUUUCCAGGAGAGCAACAAAAUGCAUUCCCUAAACGGCCUUAUGUAUGGCAACUUGAAGUUGAAAGCUUGUGUUGCUGACAAAGUCACUUGGUACUUGAUGGGAAUGGGGAAUGAAGUGGACAUACAUACACUUAAUGUAAAUGGUCAUUCCUUUGAUUAUAAUCAUCACAGGAAAGACUCCAUCAACUUGUACCCAGCUGAAUUCAGUGUUGCAACAAUGGAUAUCAAUGGUGAAGGAUCAUGGCUAGUCAAAUGUCAUGUACAUGACCAUUAUGUGGGUGGCAUGGAAACCUUGAUGGAAGUAUUGUAUUGUAACAAGUCCAAUGACAUUAGCACCAAUUCUAAAAUUGUAACAUACUAUAUUGCGGCUGAAGAAGAAGAAUGGAGUUACUCAAGAAAUGGCAUGAACCCCUAUGAUGGUGGAUCUCUCACAGACCCUGAAAGUGGUUCAGAAGUAUUUUUUAAAAACGGUUCACAUAGAAUUGGGGGAAAAUACAUAAAAGCUAUCUAUCAUGAAUACACUGACAACAGUUUUACAAAAAAGAAGCCAAGAGGAAUAGAUGAAGAACACUUGGGUUCCUUAGGGCCUGUGAUUCGAGCUGAAGUUGGAGAAAUGAUAAAAGUUGUUUUCUACAAUAAAGCAUCAUUUAAUUUUUCCAUUCAUCCUUAUGGAGUAACCUAUGAAAAAUUUGAUGAAGGAGCUUUCUAUACUGACGAAGCUGAUAAGGGUAUUGUUGCACCACAGAGCCUGAAAACUUACUACUGGUAUGUAACAAAAGAUAUGGCACCACUUGAAAAUGAUCCCGACUGCUUAACUAAAAUGUAUGCAUCAGAAGUAAACACCAUGAAAGACACAUACUCUGGCCUUGUUGGGCCAUUGCUUAUAUGCAAAGCUGGUAGACUUGAUAGCAACAGAAAACAGAAAGGCGUAGAUAAAGAGUUCUUUCUCCUGUUUAUGGUGACUGAUGAAAACAAUUCUCAUUACUUGAAAAGGAACAUUAAAAUGUAUACUACAGAUCCUGAACAUGUUGAUGUAGAGGAUGAAGAUUUUAUGGAAUCAAAUUUGAUGCAUGGUAUCAAUGGCUACCUUUAUGGGAAUCUUCAUGAACCAGAAAUGUGCAUGAAUGAUAAAGUCAUCUGGCAUAUCAUGGCUCUUGGCAACGAAGUUGAUUUGCAUACUGUUUAUUUCCAUGGAAAUACUUUCACUGUUCACAAAAACCAUAAAGAUACUUUCAGCGUACUCCCAGGAAUGCUACAAACACUAGAAAUGAAAGCUGUAAAUCCUGGUACAUGGGCUGUGGAGUGCGUGACCAAUGAUCACUUCAAUGCUGGAACCAAGGCCAUGUAUAAAGUAGAUCACUGUGGGAGAAAGAAAAAUAUUGAAAUAACGGAAAACAAAGUUAGAGAAUAUUUCAUUCAAGCUCAAGAAAUUGAAUGGGAUUAUGCCCCAGGACAUAAAGACCUCAUCUAUAACACAUCCCUUGAUGACCCUAACAAUCCAGGCCAUGUGUUUGUUAAAUCUUCAGAUUUUCUCAUUGGAAGCAAAUAUAUUAAAGCAGUUUACCGAGCUUACACAAACAACAGCUUCCUGACAGCCAAGGACCAUCCAGAAUCACUUGGAAUUCUUGGACCUAUAAUAAUAGCUGAAGUGGGAGAUACCAUAAAAGUGGUCUUUAAGAAUUUAGCCAGAUAUCCUACUUCAAUCCUUGCUCAUGGAGUUCUUUACAACAAGUCAAGUGAAGGUACAAAAUACACAGGCUUCGAAGCGAACACAGGAUAUGCUGUUCAGACUAAUGGAACCUUCAUAUAUACAUGGGUUGUACCAGAGAGUUCUGGACCUGGGCCAGGAGAUCCAGACUGCAUCAGUUACGCAUACUAUUCAGCUGUUAAUCCAUCCCAAGACACAAACGCUGGAUUAAUUGGACCUCUCGUUAUAUGCCGGAAGAAUAAAGCAAACUCAACAGAUGUAAAAAUGUUUCCACUUUUGUUUACUGUAUUUGAUGAAAAUGAAAGUUUAUAUCUUGAUGACAACAUUGAGAAAUAUGCAAAGAAGGCAAAUAAAGAGGAUGAAGAGUUUAUGGAAAACAACAAAAACCAUGCAAUUAAUGGUUUUCUCUUUGGAGGAUUGCAAGGUCUGGAUAUGAUGAAACAAGAUAAAGUCUACUGGUUUUUAAUAGGAUUAGGAACUGAAGUUGACAUACAUUCUGUUCAUUUCCAUGGCAACACAUUUCUCCAUUAUACAGACUACAAACAUAGAAAAGAUACAUUGGAUCUAUGGCCUGGUUCAUUUAAAACUGUCUUCAUGGUUCCUGAAAACCCAGGUAAAUGGUUACUCCAUUGCCACGUUGAUGACCACAUCAUAGGGGGUAUGAACGCAAUCUAUACAGUUAAAAUUGUGUCCUAAUUCUGAACAUAAUUGUAAGAAGCCCUUCAUAUAUUCAAACAGAUAAUAUAUUCCACUUUUCACAGAUGAAGAUUUUUUGCUAUAUAGUUUUGUAAACAUUUCCUUUUAUUUCUCUAAAAAUUAUUGCAAUUAUUAUUUUUAUCUUAUUAAAAUGAAUAAAAUCAUCUUAGAAAACCAAA
Molecule: messenger RNA, 3371 nt
Organism: Octopus sinensis (East Asian common octopus)
Lineage: Eukaryota; Metazoa; Mollusca; Cephalopoda; Octopoda; Octopodidae
Product: hephaestin-like protein
Exons: 13
Coding region: 55-3192 (1045 amino acids)
Biological process (GO): iron ion transport
Cellular component (GO): plasma membrane
Molecular function (GO): oxidoreductase activity; copper ion binding
Source: RefSeq, a predicted model, not a curated record